Chironomus riparius is the source of this 916-nucleotide messenger RNA. Lineage: Eukaryota; Metazoa; Arthropoda; Insecta; Diptera; Chironomidae. The record is from the annotation of a GenBank genome assembly.
GAAUUUUUAAAAAAUUAUUGUGAAUGUGUUGGUGAAUUUGCUCUUAGUCUUGGCAGUCUCUUUAUUUACAUCUUCAAUAUUUUAAUUUUUGAGCAGAUUUCUUAGUGAUUAACGUAAAAUAAAACUUUAAAUUAUCUACCUCAAAUAUUUGAAAAUUUAUCAUGUUUUUGAAACAAAUUUGUUUACUAUCAGCACUGGUUGCAUUAGCUUAUGGAAAUGACGGCACAUGCUUUGCUGCUCCAAAAGACGUCUACCCAACUGAUAAGACUGCAGGAACUGAACAUCACCUUCAAUACACCAAAGCCAUCAUCUCAUUUCCAGCACCAGAAUUUUCAGCAACAGCUGUUCUCCCAAAUGGAGAAUUUAAGACAGUUUCAUUGAGUGAUUACAAAGGAAAAUAUGUCGUCUUCUUCUUUUACCCUCUCGACUUUACCUUUGUUUGUCCAACUGAAAUUUUAGCAUUUUCAGACAGAAUUGAAGAUUUUAGAAAAAUCAAUGUUGAGGUCAUUGCUGCUUCAGUUGAUUCACAUUUUACUCAUUUGGCUUGGACAAAGACUCCUAGAAAUCAAGGAGGACUUGGUGAAAUUAACAUUCCACUCGUAAGCGAUUUGAGUCAUACAAUCUCAAAGGAUUAUGGCGUUUACUUAGAAGGGCUUGGCCAUACUUUAAGAGGACUUUUUAUUAUUGAUGCUAAGGGAAUUUUAAGACAAAUUACAAUGAAUGACUUGCCAGUAGGCAGAAGUGUCGAUGAAACAUUACGUCUUGUCCAAGCGUUCCAAUAUACUGAUACUCAUGGAGAAGUGUGCCCUGCUAAUUGGAAGAAAGGUGCUCGUACUAUCAUUCCUGAUCCAGAACAGAAACUAAAGUAUUUCCAGCAUGAUGGUGAAUUGUAAAUAAUUCUAAAAAGCAUUUCAAA